CGGUCGCACUGAUGAAAACCGAGCCGCGGCUCUUAUGCACAGUUCAUUAUCUAGCUUCACACGGGUCUCAUUAUCUGUGUCGAUUGUAGGCUAUGUGUUGCCGGUGAGAAAAUAAUCUAUAUUUUCUAUUAAGUUUCCUUCUGUAUUUAAUGAUAUAUUUUCAGCUACAUACACAGGUUGUUUUCAGUCUACAUUCACUGUCAGAGCAUGGAACCUUUGCGGAAAGAGGCGAAGGAUAAUCCAUCCGCUACAGCUAAUCUUCUUUCCAAGAUUUUCUUCUGCUGGCUGAAUCCUUUAUUCCGUAUCGGCUAUAAUCGGAGGCUAGAGGAACAUGACAUGUACAAAGUUCUCCCAGAGGAUGGAUCUGAGAGACUAGGAGAAGAUUUACAGUGGUACUGGGAUCAAGAAGUACAGUGGGCUGCUAAGGACCUGCGAACACCCAGACUAACCAGAGUCCUCAUUGCGUGCUAUUGGAGGUCCUAUUCUGUCAUAGGAAUAUUUACUCUCAUUGAGGAAAUUAUCAAAGUGAUUCAGCCAGUACUUCUUGGGAAGCUCAUCCGGUAUUUUGAGAGCUAUGACCCUGACAACAUGGAUGCUCUGUAUGAGGCCUGUGGCUAUGCUGCAGGCGUCUCCCUGUCCACCCUGGGUCUGGCUGCUCUGCACCACCUCUACUUCUACCACGUGCAGCGAGCCGGGAUGAAGAUCCGGGUGGCCAUGUGUCACAUGAUCUAUCGGAAGGCCCUCUGUCUUAACAGCACAGCGCUGGGAAAAACCACCACUGGACAAAUCGUCAACCUCUUAUCCAACGACGUCAACAAGUUUGAUGAGGUCACUAUCUUUUUGCACUUCCUCUGGGUGGGUCCUCUACAAGCAGCGGCUGUGAUGGUGUUGUUAUGGUAUGAGAUCGGCCCAUCAUGCCUUGCAGGAAUGGCCGUCCUGGUCUUCCUGAUGCCUAUACAGACUCUGUUUGGUCGCCUGUUCUCCUCUUUCAGGGGCACAACCGCAGCCUUGACAGACAACAGAAUACGCACGAUGAACGAAGUGGUCUCUGGGAUCCGGAUCAUCAAGAUGUAUGCCUGGGAGAAGCCUUUUGCAGCUCUGGUAGAUGAAGUCAGAAGGAAGGAGAUCUCCAAGAUCAUGAAGAGCUCUUACCUGAGAGGCCUCAACAUGGCCUCCUUCUUUGUGGCCAGCAAGAUCAUCGUCUUCAUCACCUUCACUGUCUAUGUGUUGAUGGGGAACAGGAUCUCUGCCAGCCGGGUAUUUGUGGCCGUUUCUCUGUACGGGGCUGUGAGACUCACCGUCACCCUCUUCUUCCCCAAUGCCGUAGAGAAGGUCUCUGAGGCUCUCAUCAGCAUCCGCAGGAUCAAGAAUUUUCUUAUGCUGGAGGAAGUUGGUUCGGCGCAGGAUCUUGGACUCCCUGUGGCAGAGAAGAAGGACUGUAUGGUGGAAAUAAAGGAUUUAAUCUGCUUCUGGAACAAGGCACUAGACUCUCCGACGCUGCAGAACCUGUCUUUCACUUUGAGGUCAGAGCAACUCCUGGCUGUCAUUGGACCAGUCGGGGCUGGAAAGUCCUCUCUACUCAGCACCAUCCUGGGGGAGCUGACCCCGGAUAAGGGCGUGGUCAAGUUCAAAGGCGAACUGACCUAUGCAUCCCAGCAGCCCUGGAUUUUCCCAGGGACCAUCAGGAGUAACAUCCUGUUUGGCAAAGCGCUCCACCCUCAGAAGUAUGAGAGGGUCCUCCGAGCCUGCGCCCUCAAGAGAGACAUGGAGCUGCUGCCUGAUGGGGACCUGGAGGUGAUAGGGGACAGAGGAACCACCCUCAGCGGGGGACAGAAGGCCCGGGUCAGCCUGGCCAGAGCAGUGUACCAGGAUGCUGAUAUCUACCUGCUGGAUGACCCUCUCAGUGCUGUGGAUGCUGAGGUGGGGAAACACCUCUUUGAGCAGUGUAUCUGUGGCCUGUUGCGGAAGAAGCCGCGCAUCCUUGUCACCCACCAGCUGCAGUACCUGAAGGCUGCAGACCAGAUCCUAGUUCUGAAGGAAGGUCACAUGGUGGCGCGGGGUACGUUCACGGAACUCCAGGGCUCUGGAUUAGACUUCACCUCGCUGCUGAAAAAGGAUGAGGAGGACGAGGAGGAGGGGAAGGGGGAGCCUGCCCCAGGCACACUCACCGGCUCCCCACACACCCUAUCCCAGAGCUCUAUGCCCUCCCUCUCCUCCUCCAUGCAUUCUGUGAUGGAGGGAGUGGACCAACCAGAGCCCGUGCAACACGUGUUGGAGGAGAGUCGUUCAGAGGGAACCAUCGGUCUCCAUCUUUAUCUGAAGUACUUCAGAGCAGGUGCUAACGUCCUGGUUCUCCUGGCCCUAGUUUUCCUUAACCUGCUGGCACAUAUCACAUAUAUUCUACAGGAUUGGUGGCUUGCUUACUGGGCCUCUAAACAGGAGCAUCUCAAUGUGACGGAGCCCAUCCACAAUGGCAGCAGUGCCACUCAGCAGCUGGACCUUGACCUUUACUUGGGUGUUUACGCAGGUUUAACAGGGGCCACCAUCGUAUUUGGCUUCCUGCGUAGUCUUGUGUUCUUCAACGUCCUGGUGAACUCAGCCCAGACCCUCCACAACCGCAUGUUCACCGCCAUCCUCCGCACCCCUGUCCGCUUCUUCGACAUCAAUCCCAUUGGAAGAAUCCUCAACAGGUUCUCUAAGGACAUUGGUUACCUGGACUCUCUGCUGCCCUGGACCUUUGUGGACUUUAUCCAGGCAGAGGGUGUGGCCACGGCCGCCUGGCGGUGCCACAACACAGGCCGCGUCGCCAGGGAACGUGUCAGGAGACUAGCAGUGUGAUUGAGAGAAAGAAAGGUGCCACAGAGGAAAUAGUGGCUACAACAGGAAGAUGUGGAGGCGGUGGGAGAGUAGGAAGGAGAAUGGAGGAGGAUCUCUGGAGUGGCAAAGAGAGGGAGUGUGAGUAGCAGCCAUGUAAUAUGUGGCUGGAUGGACGGAGAUUUGCUGGAAGGGAACAGUGGGCGAGGAAUGAGACGGGUCAGUUGAAAAGGAGACUAUCCUCUAGCAUCCUCUCCUGGCUGCUAGUCCACUGCAGGCCUGGUAGCCACGGCCCAACCUGACGCAUAGCCAGGUAAAGUUACCCAACGCCACCACACAGCAGCGCAAUAACCAUCUCCCAGGAAAGAAAGGCCCGUGAAGAUGAGCCAGCUCAUGCACCUAGCACCACAAAAGAGUGAAUGUUCGCCGCACAAUCCAAUGUAGAGCAGCAGGCAUGGCUCCUUGGUUAGGGCCAAAGAAAGGAACAAAGCUGGGCUGAAAAUGAAUCCCUCCUCCACAAUGCAUGAGUGAUGUUUGUGGCAGAUACCCAUCUCACAGGAGACAAAAGCCAUCUUAAAUGGUGAAAGCACAAAAGAUCAUAAGCACAAAGGCUUUUUGUCUACCAUAGUUCCCCCAUUUUUAAUAAUAAUGUGGAUAAUGGGCAGGGUGAAAGAAUAACGUUGCAGAAGGCCAGUAGCACCAACCGAUAAACUGUUAAAGCUAGACUAGGUCAUGACAGAACAGAGGCUUGUUGUGUUUGUGUUGCACAUACACUAUAUCUUCAAGUGUAGCCACCUCUUAUUGUAGAAACACAACAGAAGUUUAACAAUGCGCAAAUAACAUACACUAUCUUUUAAUUAUUGUAAUUUGUUCUUUGGUUUGCUGUGAGAAUGUGUAGCCUAGGCAACCCAUGUUAUAACUAGGCUUUUGUUGAUUUGAACUAGCUGGUCAAAUCUGAUAUUGGAGCCCAGCCAGAUACCUUGCUGGUACUAUGCAUACACAAUGUGAUCUUAUACGGCAAGAUAAAUAGGGGCUCCUUGUGUGAGUGACAAAGAUGGCAUAAUCUCCCUUGCAAAAAAUUUGGCAUGUGUUUUUAUUUUGUAUCUGUUUUAACAUGUGAAAUAGUUGCUUUCACAUGUUGACCUUAUAUUUCACAUGAAACCAUAUUUUCAUAUGUAUUCAAUUUAGAGUUCAACUGUUAGCACCACUUUUUUUUAACGUGAGGUGCACAUGCAAAAUUAACGGUUUCACAUUUGAACGUGAAUCUCAAAAUCACAUGUGCAGUUUUACAUGUGAAAAAGACGUUUUCAUAUGAAAAUCGAACUUUCACACGUGGAAUUGGGAGUUCACAUGAGGUGGCCAAAUUGUUUUCUCCUUACAUGUGAAAUGAUGGUGUUGAAUAAACAAUGUGUCCACAUACAGUAUGGAAUUGCAAAUUCUGUAUAAAGGUAACUUAGCCCAAUAAUAGUGUGUUAAAAUGAUUAUUUCUGAUGUCUGAGCCAUCAAUUCAGAGUGUUACUGUUGCAGACACACCUCUCUUCUUCAUACAUUGGUCAGUGACCGUUGGAAGAAGCCCAGUGACACGGACAGAAACUAUUGCUGCUUGUCUCCUUAUUUAUCCAUUUUAGAAUUUAGCACUGUCAGAGUUCUUUUUUUAAACCCAACAACAUUCAAAAUACAUAAUCUAUUCAGGUAAAAACAAAAAUGUGAUUUCAAAAUAAGUUUACUUUGAGGUGUGUUUUAUCAAUUUACCUGAUUUUGCAAACCGUUACAUUGUACAAAAUCUAGGCAGCAAUAUUAUUGCAAUGCUUUUUGUAUAAAAAAAAAAACAAUCUAAAUUUGCUCAAAUUGAGCUGUAAUUUAUGAAUUUGCAUUUUAAUCACAUCAAAUCCUGCAAUAAACUCAAUUACAUGUUUUAAAUAAAUAAUUUGACAGCCCUAGUUGACAUUCCAACAUGAAAAUGCACACGUGAACGUGUAGUGGACAUGAGUAGGUCAUGGUUGCUCAUGGUCACAUGAUGAGGUAGCCCCGCCUGUGACUUCAACAUUAGUGUUGGACCUCUUGGUUCAGUGGUCAAGACGUCAGCGUCUCCCGUAGGAAACCCAGGUUUGAAUCCCACCAGUUACAAAAUCACACAUGUGAAAUGUCUGAGUCAUUUUUCAUGAGUCAGACAGGCGAUUUUUGGACACGUGUGACAUUUCAAAUGAGUUUUUCUUAUGGUUUUCCCAUGUGACAUUUUUUUCUCAUGUGAUUUGUUCAUGUGAAACAUCUCACGUGUCCAACAACUAUGUCUGACUCAUGAACAUUUCAAAUGUAAAAAAAUAAUAAAUUGUAUGUAUAUAUAUAGAAUUAUUUUUUUACUUGUGAAAUGUUUUAAGUGAUAUUUUCGCACGGAAUUAUGUAAUACAUGUGUCUGAACCGUGAUUUUAUUUUUUGUAAUGUUGGAAAAGUGCUUUUGUUAGCCAGCUCUUUCUGCUCUUGUUUGCAGGUGUCUUUUUAUGGAGCACUCUUUAAUGCUUUCAGAAAUCAAGAUUUGAUCAAAGUAUUAGCUGGACAGAAAAGCUGCUGAUCCUGACCAUUGUUGCUCAUUCUCGGAGGGACAUUUCCCCACAGUCAUUGUUUAAAUGGUUGUCAGGGGUAAUAAAGGUAAACUCCAUAAACAAUGGCCUAAGUGGUUUAUCUCCCUCUGUGGGGAGAGGCUGCCUCUGUGUGGGGAUUUGCAUCAGAGCUGGGCCCUUUAUGGUGGAGUGAGCACUUCACAGCCAUCAACACUCCCCCAUACAUUUCCUAACAAGGGGAUUCCCUCAACUUGGGGAACUCAGUUCCAUUCCAAAGCCAUAUUUUUUUCACGGGUCUCAUUUAGCCGCAAUUUAGUAUAUUGAAAAAAAGUGUCAUUUUCUCUUCCCUUUAUGUUAUUUGGACAAAGGCAGAAAUGUCAAUUAAAAGCACCUCAGGCAGUGUAGACGGCCGGCCUUUGUGUGGACUUGACCUUUAAAUCCUGGGUUGCCUGUGCUUUGAGUUAGGGGGCAGGAGAGGGUGGCAGGACAAUACAGGACGCUCUGAAUGGACCCAUCCCUUGUGAAGGCUCUUGCCCAAGUCACACCACUAACUGUGGGGUCCCUGCCUACAUUCAUUGGCCAUCAGUUAAAAUGUAGUUUGUCAGUAGAAUAUGGGUAAGAGACCAAGCCUGUUUGGACCUAUCCCCACACUUUGCAAUGCUUUGGGAGGAUUUUGAACUAAAUAUUCUAAUUAGUUUUCUGGUGACCUUUAGUUUGAGUGGGGCUGACCCUGGUCUCACCAGUUAGUAACAAGCAGAGGCCAAUGCAGCCACCAGUCAUAAAUUACAGCAGUAAAACAUCGGUGGUCUGGAGGAGGGAGGAGAACAGUCUGGGUGUACCAGAAACACUUUGAACACACACAGGGCAGAGGAGGAUGGCCAUUGUUUGAAAACACUGACGGGUGGAUCAGUGAUCACUGCAUAGUGUGGCAGAUUGUGUGGUGGGCCUCUUCUCUGGUUUUGUGGGAUAUCAGAACUGCUGACAUAGCCGUGAGUGCUGUGUAGGAUGGGGUUUCACUGGCUUUCUCUGGUGCCUUUACCAGCCGGGUGACAGAGGAAGUGAAGAAUGCACUGGCUUCAGGCACCAGACAUACCUGGUUAGUCAGAGAGAAACACUAGAGGUAUGUGUGUGUGUGUGUGUGUGUGUGUGUGUGUGU
Oncorhynchus gorbuscha (pink salmon) is the source of this 6528-nucleotide messenger RNA. Its product is annotated as ATP-binding cassette sub-family C member 4-like. Gene Ontology annotation, biological process: transmembrane transport. Gene Ontology annotation, molecular function: ATP hydrolysis activity; ABC-type transporter activity; ATP binding. The transcript is spliced from 21 exons. Bases 208 to 2838 code for a protein of 876 amino acids. The record is from RefSeq and is a predicted model, not a curated record. Gene Ontology annotation, cellular component: plasma membrane. Lineage: Eukaryota; Metazoa; Chordata; Actinopteri; Salmoniformes; Salmonidae.